AGACGGAGGCUGGAAGCCAGCCCAGGCGGCAGGUGCAGGAAGCAGUCCCGGGCGCCGCUCAAGGAGACGCUCGCCGUGGCUGCCCCGGGGCCUCCCACCCCCCACAUGGCAGGCGCCGGCCCUGCGACCGCGCAGAGCCCAGUGCGGCUCGCGCUAAGGGCCGCAGGACAUGUACUUGCUGCUGCUGCCGCCGCUGCUGUUCCUUCCUGCUUCUCGAGCGGCCCACCCUCUUUGCCCGCUCGCUGUGAUUGGCUGAAGCGGUUCGGCCCCUUGUUUUGUUUCCUGGCUCGGUUCAACUUUCACCCGCUUACCUCAGCCUUCCAAUGAGAGCGCGUUACCUGAUUUAGCUCUACCGGAUUGGUUGUUUUUGUGGGAGGGGGCGGGGAGACGGCGGGAGGAAGACGAGUGGCGUUUGGAAUGUGCGACAGGAGCGGGCGAGGCGGGUGACGGGAAGAUGGCGGCGGCCGGUAACCAGAGCGGCGGAGGCGAAGUCGGCGGCGUCUAUCAGCACCAUGCGCAGCAAUCGAUCUGUGCCUCGCGCGCCAAAUAUCGCGAGGGGCGCAGGCCACGCGCGGUGAAGGUAAAGCGGGGGCGGGGAGGACUCGGGCCCGCCUGCCUGCGUGUGUUUGCGCAUCUCCCUUCCCCUUGUCUUCUGGCAUCUUCCUCUGGAAGGCGGUAUGCUAACACAAGUGACCGACAAAAAUCAGUUGGAAACAGUGGGAGAUCUCUAAGCGGCUGCAGGCAAUCUAGGGGGGCGCAUUGGGUGCUAGUUGACAUGACUGGACUUUGUUGAAAUAAACGCAAGCCCCAUAACUACACCGCAAAUAAAGCAAGGGAUGGAUCCUGAGAAAGUCAACGAACCACGUUGACAGGAGGAAAUGGCCCGCCGAAUGAGACCGAAUUCCCUUCAGCAUCUUGUUGAAAGCAGUAAUGCUUCUGAAUACCAGUUGCUGGAAGCCACAGGAGGGGACGAGUGCUCUUUGUGAUCGAAUCCUGCGUGUGGGUUUCUCACAGGCAUCUGGUUGGUCAACUGAACAGGAUGCUGGACCAGAUGGGCCGCUGGCCAGAUCCAGCAGGCUCUUGUUAUUUUCGUAUGUUUCUUCUAAUGUCCAGCCGAAUGCUCAUGAGAGCCGCGAGAAAGGCAUGCAGCUUUUCCUCCUCCAGUGACUGCUGUUUAUUGAUAUACAGUCGAAUGAAUCAAUUUAUUUUGGUCACUGACCAGAGUGCUUAUUGAUAUACAGUGCUGCCUCUUGAGUGUGGAGGCUCCAAUUAGUUCUCAUGGCUAAAUGAAGAAGACACCCAUACAGUUGUUUUCUGUGAAAUUGUCUAAUCUUUUCAAGGGAACUAGGGGGUAAUUCCAGCUCCCUUAUAGAUUAUGCUGGUGGUUGGCCACCUUCUGUAGUAGCCCCUACUUUGGAAUUCUUAGUGUAUAGCAAAUAGUUUGCUUUAUGAAAAUACUUCUUUGCCAGAAGAGCGAUUUGUUACUUGCAGUUUGGCUGUCUUUCUUAGAAGCAAUUGUGUACUGAUAGGAUUAUUUUCUUCAAUUGUCAAAUAUAAAUUCAAGUAUAGGUGAUGCUGUUUCUCCCUACAUAGAUCAUUCUAUAUCCGUAUAUGAUGAAUAAACUGUAGCAAAUGCAGUCCUCCAAACUGAGGGAUUGGCAUGUAUUUGUUGAGAUGUUUUAUUGUACUUUUAUGCUGAGGGUUGGAUGUAAGCUCACUUCAGUGUCACAUUUUCCUAGUAUUCUAGGAACUCUCAACUGUAAGACGUUACUAAAUUAUCCUAAUUAUGCAUUAUUGCUUAAGAAAAUAAGUAUCAUCUUGGAUCAGAAAAAGGUACAGCAUUCUUUCCAAGAAUCUCUGCACCAGAUAUCCAUUGACAUUCCCCCACUAUAACUUGUUUCGGUGUUGCAAAAAAUGCCACACACAUGCACAAAAGUUAGAAGAACCUAAGUGCCCUACUGGAUUAAAGGUAAAGGACCCCUGACAGUUAAGUCCAGUCACGAACAACUCUGGGGUUGCGGCGCUCAUCUCGCUUUACUGGUCGAGGGAGCUGACGUUUGUCCACAGACAGUUCAUCCGGGUCAUGUGGCCAGCAUGACUAAGCCACUUCUGGUGAAACCAGAGCAGCAUACGGAAACGCCAUUUACCUUCCCGCCAGAGCAGUACCUAUUUAUCUACUUGCACUUUGAUGUGCUUUUGAACUGCUAGGUUGGCAGGAGCUGGGACUGAGCAAUGGGAGCUCACCCCGUUGCGGGGAUUCGAACCGCCGACCUUCCGAUCGGCAAGCCCUAUGCUCAGUCGUUUAGACCACAGCGCCACCCACAGUCCAGCAUCCUGGCUGCUCCCCACAGUUGCCAACCAAUUAUGCCUAUGGGAAGUCCAAAAGCAGCAUAUAUGAUCUAUAAGGUGACAUAUAACCAUCAUGACCUUUGUAAUUCUGUAGUUGGUGAAAUAUUUUCAAUUUCUGGAUGCACAAGGGCCAUCCUAAGGGUACUUACCAAGUAAUUAGUUUAUUAAAAUACCUAUUUAUUUACAUCAUUUGUAUGCUGACCAAUAACUAACAUUUGCUCAAAUAUUAUAUAACCAAUUUAGCUAAAAAUUUAGGCUUGUUCUUAGUAUCUUGGCCACAGUUGGCAACCAUUAUUAAAUGAUCACGCUCUGCUUCUCCUGUAUAGUGCUCAUACUAACUGAAUUGCUUUACAUUAGAGCUGUCUAUGGACGAUUGAGUUCAGAAUAGUAUAACACUUAAAAAGCAUAUUUUAACAAGCAAGUACUUGAGAUUGUAACUGAGACAAAAAGUAUUAAUGUGGCUAUGGUUUUUCAGGUUUACACUAUCAACUUAGAAUCUCGAUAUUUGUUAAUACAAGGUGUGCCUGCCCUGGGUGUUAUGAAGGAAUUAGUUGAGCAGUUUGCAUUGUAUGGAACCAUUGAAGAAUAUAACCCACUAGAUGACUAUCCAGCAGAAGAGUUUACAGAGGUUUACCUGAUCAAGUUCCAAAAAAUACAGAGUGCAAGGUAUUUGUAAUUUUUCAAAAAUAGCCCAUCUUCCUUUCCCCCACGACCCAUAGUAACUCAGUGUUGAGUUUUUUGUUAAGUAAUAUUUGUGUGUAAGUUAAAUGGAUUUUUGUGAUGCCAUAACUGAACUUUGUUUUAGGAUCAAACAGAUUUUAAAAUGUUUGCUGCUGUAACUGGAUAGUGUUUAAUGUCUGACUUAACUUUCAUCUUUGUUAGGAUAGCCAAAAGAAAACUGGAUGAACGGAGUUUCUUUGGUAGUUUGCUGCAUGUGUGCUAUGCUCCAGAAUUUGAGACUAUACAGGAGACUAGAGAGAAACUACAAGACAGGAGGAAGUAUAUAGCAAAAGCAACUAGUAGCAAAGGUUUGUGUCUGUAUACUUCUCUAAAAUUAAAUGUCUUGGGUUUGUAUGCUUAGUUAAAUUUGAAUUCAUUCUGUAUUACUCCACAUCCACCAGAGUAUGCUAUGCUACAAGGAAAGAGUAGAGGCAAACAACAUAACCAGUGCCAGAGAUAUAUGCAGGAUGCAGUUUGAAUAAUAGUUUAUUAAAACAAUCCUAUGCCUUUAACGGAUGUAUAAAGCUGUAAGACUACAAGCAUACUAGCCAUCAGUCUGACAGAACUAUUGCUCAAUUGUCAUAUAUAAAAUAUAAAGGAAACCCUAUCCACUGGCUACUUAGUCUAGUAGAAAAAUGUUUUGACUCUCUUGUACUUAGCCAUUAUUAUGAUUUAAUUUAUAUCCUACUCUUCCUCCUAAAGAGUGUAGGGUGGCAAGCACCAACUUUAUAAAACAAACCUGGCUCUUUCAUUGUGAUUUGUUCCAGGGUAAGCUCAGGGCCAAACUAAUGUGAUAUUUAACAUACCUUUGCAUUUAACAUGAACUUUUUUGAACUGUAAAUUGGUGCCACAUGCCUCUUCCCAAACAAGCAGGAUUAAGUCCACAACAGGUGGAAAGUUUAAACAGUUUUUCUCCUUGCAGUGUUUGCGGCAACACCUCUACUUUGGGAGGAACAUUUCCAUUUUGCCAAUGAAUUUUUUUGAGAAUUAGCAUAGUAGUUAAAACUAGUACAGUGGUACCUCGGGUUAAGUACUUAAUUCGUUCCGGAGGUCCGUUCUUAACCUGAAACUGUUCUUAACCUGAAGCAUCACUUUAGCUAAUGGGGCCUCCUGCUGCUGCUGGAGCACAAUUUCUGUUCUCAUCCUGAAGUAAAGUUCUUAACCGGAGGUAUUAUUUCUGGGUUAGUGGAGUCUGUAACCUGAAGCAUAUGUAACCCGAGGUACCACUGUACUUGUCAACUCUAAAAUAUGAACGUUGAAUUGUGCCUCCAGUGGCACAGUGGGUCAGUGCAUCUGGCUGUGAACCAGAAGGUUGGUGGUUUGAGCCCAUCCAGGGUCGCUGUGAGCAGGAUUUCGGCAUUGCAGAGGGUUUGACUAAAUGACCCUUGGGAACCCUUCUGACUCCUAUGAUUCUAAUACAAAUGCCAGUAUUAAAGUCAAAUUAUUCCAUUGUAGCGAAGUUGUACUCAAAAGUAUUUUUGUGUAAAAAUAUUAGGUAGUCAAAAUGUUAACUGCUUGUGUUUUAUGUUUAAGAUCAACUGCAAGCAAAGAAUUCCAAUACAAGUUUUCAGAAGGCUGUGCAGCUAGAUGCUUCUGGAUCUUGUACAUCUCAGGCAGCCACUAGUAACUGGAAUCAAUCUGUACAUCUUGGUGAUCCUCAGCAAUCAUCCUACUAUGAAUUGCCACUGAGAAGCGUAACAUCUCCUUUAGGACAGCAAUGUCAGAGUAUGUUAGCAGCACCUCGGAAUGUUAGUGACUGUGCUGAAGCAACUGAGUGUUCAGGCCAGAGGAUAAUAAUGGCUCAGGGCUUGCAGCAAGGAGUUCACAAUACAUUAACCCACUGCAACCCACAAAGAAAGGUUCCUUGUACUAAUGGACUUGGCAGAUUUAUGCCUCGAACAACUCAGCUGCAGGAAAGAAAGAGGAGACGAGAUGAAGACAACAAACUUGCCCUUUUUGGAAAAGACAUUAAUAGUGAAGAAAUAAUUAUUGGUCCAAGGUUACCAGAAACACCUAAAAUAGACAUGGAGGAUGAGUCCUUGAACACCUCAGCAAACUUGAUUCGUAAUAAACUAAAGGAGGUAUGCUAUAUUUUCAAAAUCUGUGGUCUGUAGUUCUGAAAUUGGAUAGCAGUUUAUUUAAGGUGAUAAGCUGCCCUUCUAUGUCUUAUGUUGAUUUCUUAAGCAUAGCUACUUGGGAGAGGAAUGAAGGACAAAGGUGCCUCAUAUUCUUCUUGCAUUAGAGAACUUACAUUUAAAUGUUAAUACUGUGCAGCUUAAGGAAAGGUUUGUAAAGUUGACUAUUUGUGUUACUAGCUUGCUGGCAUUUCUGUUAUGGCUGUAGAUUGGUCUAAAAAUUAUUAGCAAAAACAAUGUUUCUUUGUAUCCUAGGGGACCUCCUUUAUUUUGGUUCUAAAAAUAGUGACACAAUUUGUAGGGUGAAAUGUAAAUUGAGAAAUAGCUGCAAGUCAUUAGAAAAUUUGCUUAUUUGACUCCCUGCUGUACAGCUAGUUCAGUUAACUGUCUGAAAGAUCUAGCUAGAGUAACUGCUUAAUGAAUAAUUAAAAUGUACUAAGUUUAGUUUCCUCUUUCCAUAUUAGGUUGUGGUUCCUGUUCAGACUCCAGUUCAAACUCCAGAUCUGUCUGGUGGAAUAUCAGUGAAUUGUCAAGCAAAGCCAACAUUAAAGCAAAGACGACGAAUAUAGUUCUUACUAGAAAGUAUAGCUUGAUCUGGCAGAAUUAAAGUAUUUUUGUACAUUUUAUUUAAUAAACUUAGCAAUUAUGCCAAAAUUCAACU
Molecule: messenger RNA, 5865 nt
Organism: Podarcis lilfordi (Lilford's wall lizard)
Lineage: Eukaryota; Metazoa; Chordata; Lepidosauria; Squamata; Lacertidae
Source: the annotation of a GenBank genome assembly